AUGUCUCGAAUCUUCUCCAUCGCUACGAGAUCAAUAUUGCCUCGCAGUUAUAGACCUGUUGCAUCGCAACUGUCAAAGUAUUCAUUAGCAGGUCACGGCAAGAUAUUCUACUCAACUGCAGGUACCGAAAACAACGAUUACAAGGAAAUUAUUGUUGAAUAUAAAGGAAAACGACAAAAUGUCGCUCUUGUCCGACUACAUCGCCCCAAGGCACUAAAUGCCUUAUGCGCUUCUUUGAUAGCGGAAUUAACUCAUGCGCUCGCAUCAUUUGAUAAGAAUCCGGAUAUAGGCUGUAUCGUUCUUACCGGCUCUGAGAAGGCCUUCGCAGCGGGAGCAGACAUAAAAGAAAUGCAAAACCUAACUUAUGAUUAUACCUAUAAAUCUGAUUUUCUCGCGAACUGGGAAUUUGUUCAUAGAACCAAAACUCCAAUUAUCGCCGCUAUUAAUGGUUACGCAUUGGGCGGAGGUUGCGAAAUUGCAAUGUCUUGUGAUAUCCUUUAUGCUGGUGAUAAUGCUAAAUUUGGCCAACCAGAAAUAAGUAUUGGAACCAUUCCAGGUGGUGGCGGUUCGCAAAGAUUAACCAAAGCCGUAGGCAAAUCAUUAGCUAUGGAAAUGAUCCUCACUGGCAAACCGAUUGAUGCGCAGGAAGCUGAAAGAAAAGGUUUGGUGAGCAAGGUUUUUCCUAAAGAAGUACUAGUAGAUGAAGCUAUUAAGACUGCUGAAGUAAUUGCCAAUCAAUCUAAAAUGGCUGCUAGAAUGUGCAAGCAAGCAGUGCAAACCUCCUUCAACGUUGGCUUAGAUGAGGGUCUAAAGUAUGAAAGAACUAUUUUCCAUUCAACUUUUGCCGUGCACGACCGUAAGGAAGGUAUGACCGCAUUCGUAGAAAAGAGAAAGCCAAAUUAUGAAGAUAAGUAA
Molecule: messenger RNA, 915 nt
Organism: Trichoplax adhaerens
Lineage: Eukaryota; Metazoa; Placozoa; Uniplacotomia; Trichoplacea; Trichoplacidae
Exons: 8
Coding region: 1-915 (304 amino acids)
Biological process (GO): fatty acid beta-oxidation
Cellular component (GO): mitochondrion
Molecular function (GO): enoyl-CoA hydratase activity
Source: RefSeq, a predicted model, not a curated record